AUGAAGUCCGCUCUCGUCUCCUCCCUCCUCUUUGCUCUGGCUCUGGCAGGGGCAGUGCCAAAGAAGGUUGAUUACAACGGCUUCAAGGUCUUGCGCGUCAACCUCAAUGAAAAGCUGGACAAGCUCGAGGCACUUGAGAAGCUGGCCACCCACGUAUUGAACCCUGGAAAGGCCUCCUUCGUCGAUGUUGUCGUCGCCCCGGAGAAUGUGGACGCUGUCAAUGCCCUGUCCGCAGCCACUGUCAUAACUGAGGAUGUUGGCGCCGCACUGAAGGAGGAGGGAGGUUUCUCGGCUUACGCAGGUUCCGAGACUUGGUUCACUGCAUACCACUCAUAUGCCGACCACCUCCAGUUCCUGCGGGAUCUGCAAGCCGGCUACACCAGCAACUCCGCCAUUAUCACUGCAGGGACCUCAGUCGAGGGACGAACCCUCACGGGUAUCCAGAUCUGGGGUACUGGCGGAAGGGGAUCCAAGCCUGCAGUGCUUAUCCACGGCAACGUGCAUGCGCGUGAGUGGAUCACCAGUAAGACUGUCGAGUACAUUGCAUGGCAAUUGCUCACUAAGUACUCCACCGAUGCCACGGUGAAGUCCCUUGUCGACAAAUUCGACUUUUACAUCGUGCCCAUCGUUAACCCCGAUGGCUUCGUCUACACUCAGAGGACUGAUCGACUCUGGCGCAAGAACCGCCAGACAGUCAGUUCCAGCCGCUGUGUCGGCCGCGACAUCAACCGCAACUGGCCCUACAAGUGGGACGCUCCCGGCGGCGCGUCCACAGAUCCCUGCUCGGAGACGUACAAGGGCGUCGCUGCCGGCGAUGCGCCCGAGAACAAGGGUCUCGUUGCUCAAGUCCAGCAGCUCAAGGCGUCUCGGGGUAUCCGCUUGUACCUCGACAUUCACUCCUACGGACAGUACAUCCUCUGGCCGUAUGGCUAUGACUGCAACCUCCGUGCGGAGAAUGAUGCCCAACACCGCAAUCUGGCUACCCGCGCGGCUUCUGCUAUCCGUGCUGUGUCUGGGACAGCUUACACUAUUGGUCCCUCUUGCUCUACUCUCUACGCAACCACUGGCAGCAGCACGGAUUACACUGAUGUCACUGGAAAUUCUACUUACUCGUACACAUACGAGCUCCGGGAUACUGGUAAAUACGGAUUCUCCCUGCCGGCGAACCAGAUCCAGCCCACCGUGCGGGAGACCUGGGCGGGUAUCGUGAGUAUGCUGAAGGAUGCGUAG
Westerdykella ornata is the source of this 1230-nucleotide messenger RNA. RefSeq lists its product as uncharacterized. The coding region runs from base 1 to 1230 and encodes 409 amino acids. The transcript has 4 exons. Gene Ontology annotation, molecular function: zinc ion binding; metallocarboxypeptidase activity. NCBI's taxonomy places the organism in Eukaryota, Fungi, Ascomycota, Dothideomycetes, Pleosporales, Sporormiaceae. The record is from RefSeq and is a predicted model, not a curated record. Gene Ontology annotation, biological process: proteolysis.